Echinostoma caproni is the source of this 498-nucleotide messenger RNA. Lineage: Eukaryota; Metazoa; Platyhelminthes; Trematoda; Plagiorchiida; Echinostomatidae. The record is from the annotation of a GenBank genome assembly.
AUGUUCUCACACGUAUGUCACCUAGGUCUGGCCAAGGAACUCAAUCUGUCCGUGUGGUUACCCUCAUCGCAAAACAAACUGGUUCGUGUCGCUGCCGAAAACGGAUGUCCUUUAUGUCAAGCACUGCUUGCUCGAUCCACCUCCGAUCGGCGACGUGCGCAACUGCAUGUGGCAUCAAUGAACCAGAUCACGGCGAAUCAGCUAAUGCAAUACCGUGCGUUACCCGAUAUCGCCUUACCAAACCCAAGGCGAUCCCUGUUUGAGGCUGUGAAACAAAUCCCGAACACUCGUUCAGUUUUAGCCUGGCGUCCUACUGGCUGGUCCCAUGUGCCUUGGAACCAAAAACAAGCUGGAACGAAAUCCGCUCGGUUGAAAACGCCUGGAGUUCGUCUGGAGGUUUCGAACAAUCAAGUGUCCAUUUACGGUACGUCUGCUUGUGUAUGUUACUAUUCAAAAACAGCUCAUUCUGAUUUGUCUUAUGCAAGCUCAACAUAUUAG